This is a messenger RNA of Saxophila tyrrhenica, 1830 nucleotides long. RefSeq lists its product as uncharacterized. Gene Ontology annotation, molecular function: hydrolase activity, acting on carbon-nitrogen (but not peptide) bonds. The record is from RefSeq and is a predicted model, not a curated record. Lineage: Eukaryota; Fungi; Ascomycota; Dothideomycetes; Mycosphaerellales; Extremaceae. The transcript is spliced from 2 exons. Gene Ontology annotation, biological process: carbohydrate metabolic process. Bases 1 to 1830 code for a protein of 609 amino acids.
AUGUCCUAUCUCGGCAUAUCCGGAUGCCAUGCAUUCGUGACAGGCGGACGUGGCGGCAUUGGCUCUGCCAUAGUCGAAGAACUGUUGGCCGCUGGGUGCAAAGUUUCUGCCCACGACCUCAAGGCGGGUCCGAAAUCGUCGAACGACCACCUUCUCCACCUACAAGGCGACAUCUCCGAUGAAAGCUCGAUAUCAUCAUGCAUUAAGCAAGCAGUCGCCCAUUUUGGACCGGUCAACAUCUUGGCAGCCAACGCCGGCACUGGCAACGAGUCCAGUCACCCGAGUAUCUGGGAGAUUGAACUCGACGACUGGGAACACCUCUACCGCGUGAACGUGCGAGGCACCUUCCUUACCAUCAAGCACUUCCUACUCGCCGCCAAACAACAUCAAGAGACCCAAGGCAGCGAUCUCGAGAAUCUUGCUAUCGUUGUGACUGGCAGCGAGUGCGGGAAAUUCGGUCAAGCAGGCCAUGCGGACUAUUCUUCUGGCAAGGCGGGUCUGCAAUACGGACUCGUCCCGACAGUCAAGAACGAGAUUGUUAAAUUGAACUCGAAGGCGAGGAUCAAUGCUGUUGCUCCAGGAUGGGUUAACACAGAACUCAUCGGCGACCGGCUGGAUGACCCGAGGGAGCUGUAUCUGGAGGCGCAAGGCACGGUGGCGCUGAAGAAGAUCGCGCAGCCGGAGGAUGUUGCGAGGACAGUGGCUUUUCUGGCGAGUCACCGGGCUGCUGGGCAUAUCACUGGUCAAUGUUUGAGUGUCGAUGGUGGCAUGGAAGGGAGGAUUAUGUGGCGAGAGGAGGAAGUGUUGGGUUCGAAGGGCUCUACAUCUACAUCUCAACCUUCCACCAUCCAGCAACAGUCAGUGGCGCCAUCUAUACCGCCUCAGGUGUCCUCCUCCAAGCCAAAACGAAAGCUCAAGAUCGCCUGGUCCUUCGACUUCGACGCCGUAUCAGGCUGGCUCGGCACAGGGGCCCACCCCAACAACUCCACCGCCGACUACAGCCAAGGCUACUUCAGCGCGCAUCAAGGCGUACCCCGUCUGCUCAAAAUGCUCCGCGGUCUCGGUAUCGCUGACAAAGUCACCUGGUGCAUCCCCGGCCACUCCAUCGAGACCUUCCCCGACCAAACCAAGGCCAUCGUCGACAGCGGAGCAGAAAUCGCACUCCACGGCUACGCGCACGAAGCAGCCAGCCAGAUGACUGCGGAGCAAGAACGCGACGUCCUCACCAAGUGCAUCGGGCUCAUCCAGAACCUCACUGGCAAGCGACCGCGAGGCUACCGAGCACCUCUCUACCUCCUCCAAGAACGCACCAUCGCUCUCUUACAGGAGCACGACUUCCUCUGGGACUCCUCCCUCACGCACUACGACAGCACGCCCUACUUCCUCCCCCUUAACCCGGCGCCGAUCGAACCAAUCGACUUCACGCCUGAAGCCAUAGCGGAGAGUUGGAUGCACCCCUCGCCCAACUUCGCCUCGUUACCAAAGUCGAAAAUGGUAGAGGUCCCGUGUAACUGGUACAUGGAAGACGCCACCCCAAUGCAAUUCUACCCCAACAACCCCAACACGCAAGGCUACGUCGACGUGCGGGUGAUCGAGCGGAUGUGGAUGGAUCGGGUGGAGUGGCUAAGACGGGAGAUGCGGGAGGAAGGGGAGGAGGGCGGGUUGAAGGUGUUGCCGAUUGUGUGUCAUCCGGAUACGAGCGGGAUGGCGCAUAUUAUCGGUAUGAUUGAGAGGUUUUUGGGGUGGCUGCAGGGGUUGGGGGAGGAGGUGGAGUUUGUUACUUGUGCGGAGUUGGCGGAGGAGUUUAGGGCGAUGGAGGGGGGUAGGUGA